Molecule: messenger RNA, 336 nt
Organism: Gongylonema pulchrum
Lineage: Eukaryota; Metazoa; Nematoda; Chromadorea; Rhabditida; Gongylonematidae
Source: the annotation of a GenBank genome assembly
GAAUCGUUUCAUUUAAUCCGUUCGGCGCUUGAUCUGUUUGGUGAGCUAGCCGAGUGGGUACCGGCGCAUACACUGAAACCAGAGUUGCUCAACGAUUUAUUGUCUUUGAUUUGUGCUUGUUUGGAAAUCCCUCAGUACUCGAUAUACGAAGCGGUGUGUUUGGCAGCAACUUGUCUGUGGCGAUUGGCUUCCCGUAAAAAUGUUAAAAAUGGCGAAAAUCGUGUUUUGUUUGCACUCUUCGGUGACGUUCCAAUGCGCUCAAUUCUGUCGGUCGCAAAGAUUAUUGCUUAUGAAAAAGGGCCAGAUAUUCAUCACAUCGAUAUCGUCGCAGAAUGA